Messenger RNA from Scophthalmus maximus (turbot), 3800 nucleotides. It is a transcript of the gene gas2l3, whose product is annotated as growth arrest-specific 2 like 3. The record is from RefSeq and is a predicted model, not a curated record. The transcript is spliced from 10 exons. Lineage: Eukaryota; Metazoa; Chordata; Actinopteri; Pleuronectiformes; Scophthalmidae. Gene Ontology annotation, molecular function: microtubule binding; cytoskeletal adaptor activity; actin filament binding. Gene Ontology annotation, biological process: actin crosslink formation. Bases 347 to 2503 code for a protein of 718 amino acids. Gene Ontology annotation, cellular component: actin filament.
CCCUCGCUCACUCGUGGAACCACAGAGGCAGAAGCCGCUCUGGCUCAGAGUAGCGUGGUGUGGUUUUUUUGGGGGGCUCACCAGCGACCGGAUGCCAGGAUUCCGAGGCUGAUCCGAGUUGUUUGGUGCUGUUUCCUUGUUGCCGUUCAGAGAUUUGUUUGCGGGACGACCGGACGCAGCACUCCCGCACUGGCGUUUCUUUGAUGAGCAGCUGAGGAUGUUGUUAUGAGAGCAGUUGUGGAUAAGGGUUGCAAUUUUAUGAUCAGUUUCAUUCCUCACUUGCCGGUGCACGCAUCAGAGGAAAAUCUCCAGAGCAUGAUGAAGAAGUGAAUCGGUCGUCGCAGUCAUGGCUGUCCAGACUGGCAUCCAGGUGUGGUUCGGCGAGAAGUUUGAUGCCCCCUUGCUGAGCCCCAGGAGCCCUCGCAGCCCGUUGGCACAGCGGCACGGCCCCGGCCUCGCGGACGUCUUCCAGUACGACCAGUGGCUGGCGGUGCGGCAUGAAGCCACCCUGGUGCCCAUGCAGGAGGAUCUGGCCAUCUGGCUCACGGGCAUGCUGGGGGAGGAGGUGAGAGCGGAGUUCUUUAUGGAGGAGCUGAACAACGGCGUGAAGCUCUGCCAGCUUAUCGGCGUGUUGCAGACCAAGAUUGCCCAGAGCUGCCCCUCCGCGCUCGGCAAGCAGCUGUUCCCCACACGGAAGGUGGCCUGUAAGCGGGACGCCUCCCCGGGCUCCUUCUUCGCCCGCGACAACACGGCCAACUUCCUGGCCUGGUGUCGAUACAUCGGUGUGGAGGAGACCUACCUGUUUGAGUCAGAGGGCCUGGUGCUGCACAAGGAGCCUCGGCAGGUCUGCCUCUGUCUGCUGCAGAUUGGCCGCAUCGUCUCCAAGUACGGCGUGGAGCCUCCCGUGCUGGUGAAGCUGGAGAAGGAGAUCGAGCUGGAGGAGACCCUGCUGCUGACGAAGGAGCCCCCACCGGCAGUCAAAACCUUUAGCGUGUGCUGCCAGCACGGCGGCCUCUACCAGCCCGGGGAGCACGGCAUGGAUGACCCGCCCUGCAACUGCUCCAACAGGGUGUCCAUUGAGUACCUGUCCGAGGGACGCUACCGGCUGGGAGACAAGACCAUCUUUAUCCGGAUGCUUCACGGCAAACAUGUGAUGGUCCGCGUGGGGGGCGGCUGGGACACGCUGCGGGGUUUCCUGACCAAGUACGACCCCCUGCGAGUGCUGCAGUUCACCACCCUGGAGCAGAAGAUCCUGGCCUUCCAGAAAGGCCCCCCCGGCCUGGGGGGCCACCAUGGCGGCGGGCCACCCCCUCCCCCUCCUCCGGACAUGGACCCGCUUGCCGCCGUCAACGACCUCAUCUCCUCCUCGUCCUCUUCUUCUUCCUCCACCUCCGCCUCAUCGUCAGCCUCCCUCUCCGGCCCGGCCUGUAAGCAGACGCCCGUUGUUGCGGCGGCGGGUCAGAUGGGUCGGUUCCACGGCGCCUCACCUGCCGGCACGCCCACUCUGCCCAGGAGAGGUGCUGCGGCGGCGGCCAAGAAGAACCUCCAGAUGACGCCGUCCUCCCCCAGGAAGCCCACCCAGCUGCCGCUGCCCAUCGCCCCCAAAGGUUCCUCGUCUUUGCCCUCCACGCCCGUGGGAAGCUCCAAACUGUCUCCCAGCUCGGGAUGUCCUCCUCGCAGAGCUUUGACUCCGUCAGCAGCUCCGUCGCCCUUCGCCACGGAUCCAACUCCUGCCCCCAACCUGAAGCUCCGACCGGCGCCACGCAGCGCCACCCCUCAGCCCAGGAGCCCCGUCUGCCCCGAGCCGUCCUCCAAAUGCCCCAAACCCUCCAGCCCCUGCAGCUCACCCACCGCCACUGUGCCUCGCCCCGUCACCGCACCGUCACGGGUCCCAGCCCCUAAAGAUGCCCGGCCCCCAUCGGGCACCAGCCAGCGGCCUCGCCUUGCACAGCGCCGUCCCGGCUCCCCGGCCUCGCGCCUCCGCCUGGAGGCAGCCAGGCGAGUACGCACGGCCACGCGGGCUGCCGCUGCAACAAAUUCAAGAGCAGCGAUGCCACAGCCCCCCGCCACCAGCUCACGGACAGCCCCCCCAGCGCUGCCAAAACCUACCUGCUCCCUGCCAAAAGGCAAAGAAGUCACAGCCAAAGCCAAGGGGCCGGCCCCAACAAAGGCUGCCGCCCCUCCUCGAGGCACCGCUGCUGCCCCCGGGCGGGUCCCGGGGGUCAACACCAGCCCCUCUCCCUCCAGCAGAGCCAAUCAGAAAACACCAGCCACAGUGCAGACGACCGGGCGGAAACAAGCGUCUGCAACUCGCCCCGCCAUCGGAAAGUCAACUUCAAAACCGGACCCAGCUCCGGGACGCGCCCCGGUCCCGCAGAAAUCCAGCCCCAACGUGAGGGCUGUGCAAGCCGAGCCCAGCGUACGCAGAAAGACCCCGCAGUGCAAGGGCAAGAACGAGGACCCUUAUUUUGAAAUGAACAGUAAGAGGUGGCAGAGGACGUGAACCCGGACUUUACCAAAAACCACAAGGGGCUGGUGACGCAGAUUCUCAUCACAAACCAGCCCUUGUUUGAAACAAACAUAUAUAUAAAUGUUACUAAUUGUAAGCUUUUCCUUUUUGACCAUUUGUUUGGUCUGCAAAUUCAUUUUUCUUCCUUUUUUUGGUUGAUGAUUCUGUGUUAUUUAAUAGUCUUUUAUUUUUGUAAUUUUAAAUCCAAAAGGGUCAAAGAUGUCAUGCUCUGUUCGUUUCGUCUCUGUGAUGAAUUAACGUUUUUGUUGUUGUUUUUGUUUUUGACAGCUCCGCUCCAUUUACCAGAUCUAACAUGGAAACUUGCACAAUGUUUACAUUUCCACCGUAUACGUCACGCGAACAGCCGCUACAGUUCAUUUGUCUGAACUGACUUUUCUAGAAGAACAAAGGAUGGAGUUUUGUAGAAGAAUCAUGUUCAAACGUUAACCUCAAAGCUUUUUGGAGUUUUAUUUAGCUCAAGACGAGGGCAGAGCCAUGAAUCAAACGCACUUAGGUUCUUUUGUUUUUUUAAAGAUAAAAGAUGCGUGUCCUAUUUUCUCCAACAUGUUACCGAACCUUGUGGUCGUAGUUUUGUUCGUGCAGUGACGCAAACUGGAACACAAAUCAUGCUUUCUGAUUUAUUUUUGUCAUCCUCUCUCUCCCCAGUGAGAACAGGCAUUCCACUGGCGGAUGGUUGGAUGUGAUACUUUUUGACGGAUUUUUUGUACAAACCAUACCGAGGCGGGGCGUCGGGUCUCAACCCCUCUUCCUGUCGCGUGCCUUCGUCAGAAAUCUCUCUCUUGUUUCUGAGCGGCAUUAGAAUGUAUUAGAUGAUGGGGAUGGGCGGGGGGUGUUAAUGGUUUUUACUGAUGAUGAAAAUUGCACAGUGUGUACGAGCACUCACUACUUUGGUUUCUCCGAUGAACUACUGAUCAAACGCCUCUUUCUGUCUUUCUUUCUCUCGAGGCCCCUCCAGCGGCCAAACUCAUUUUAAAGCUGAUCUACUCGUGUGUAGACUUGUUUUUUUGUUUUUCAAAUGGUUUCUAAAUGUUUGUGUGUGUGCGUAUUAAAAAUCUAGUUUUCUAUGUGGUGUUUGUGUAUGUAUGCGUGUUUGCGCGUGUGUGUGUAUAUAUACAGUAUAUUAUCAGUGAGGCUUUUCUUUUUUCUCGUUUGGCACUUUACAGAAACCUUUGUUUGUCACAAUUUGAAUGUUGAUUCUGUCGAUUGUGUCUCUUGCUCCUUUGUCAUUUUGAUUAAUAAAUGGACAAGUGUUUUAAAAAAGCAAAAAUCA